GAGCAGAAGGAGAACGUGGAGGACGAGGCCGUCGACGAGGUGUUUAUGUUAGACCGCAAGAGGAAAAUGAGUCUCAGAUAUAAGCGAAGUUUUUUCGUGCGAAUGGUUUCCGAUCCCAAACUCUAUAACCCGAAGAUAGUUCGCGCGCUCUCUUCUUCUGGUAAUACCCGAAGACAUACAUCAGAUCCCGCGGAUGAUUACAAGACGAGUCUCUUUCUCCCGAAGAAAGCCAUUGAGAGACAAUUGCGACCCAUAUAUGGGGCCAGACUUGCCGUCAGUAGUCGUACGGACUCUGGAGUUCACGCCAUUGUGAACACGGCUCACGUCGAUCUCACCCAUCCCUACCCUAACACUGUCUAUAAGCCAUCGUUUAUCACACAAUCCGUUAACGCAUACCUCUCGAGGAAUGAUCACGAGAUAAGGCAU
Messenger RNA from Medioppia subpectinata, 426 nucleotides. Lineage: Eukaryota; Metazoa; Arthropoda; Arachnida; Sarcoptiformes; Oppiidae. The record is from the annotation of a GenBank genome assembly.